AUGCCCUCCCAGCCGAGAAUCCACCUCGUGCGCCACGCGCAAGGCUACCACAACCUAGGCGUGGAAUUCCACAGUCUGCCCGACCCGCGACUGACGCCGCUGGGCGAAUCGCAAUGCAAGACCCUACAAACGACACACUUCCCGCCGGAGCGACAACAGAACAUCUCGCUCGUGACGGCCUCGCCGCUGUGCCGCACCAUCCACACGGCGCACCUGGUGUUCUCGCCUGCGCUGACGAACGGGAAAUGCCAACCGCCCGCGAUCCUCGCGGUCCCGGACGCCCAAGAGACGAGCGACUUCCCGUGCGACACGGGCAGCGACCCGGCGACGCUGGCGGCGAUCUGCGCCGAGCAGGGCUGGCGCGUCGACCUGUCGCUGGUGCGCGAGGGGUGGAACGUCAAGACCCUCGACGGCCGCUACUCGCCGGCCAGCGACGCCAUCAAGGCGCGCGCGCGAGCGGUGCGGCUGCUGUUGCGUGAGAAGGCCCAGCAGUUGGCGGCCGCGGGCGACGCCGACGUUGAGAUCGUGCUGGUCACCCACGGCAGCUUCCUGCACUACCUGACCAACGACUGGGAAGAUGCGAAUAAGGUUGGCGGCACGGCUUGGACGAAUUGCGAACACCGCACGUAUGAGUUUGAAAAUGACAAUGACAAUGACGCUACGGAGGCGUUUUUGGUCGAGACCGCCGAGUCGCGCGCCCGCAGGGGCAAGACCUAUCCCAUGCUCCCCCGAGACAAACAGGCCGAGUUGUUCACGCUGGCUAUGCAGGGCUGGGAGGAAGCCGGGUUGCAGAACCCCGCCAAAUUGAACAACACCAAUGGUGAUGCGCAGGCAUUGAAGCCCGAGGAUUCGGACGUCACCGAGGUCGAGGUCGAGAAUGAGGCCAAACAGGGCCAGGAGCCGGCGGCCAAGAAUGUGAAGGUCUCGACGAAUAAGAGGUCGAGUGAUGUCUCUGUUAAGGCUUGA
This is a messenger RNA of Capronia coronata CBS 617.96, 966 nucleotides long. RefSeq lists its product as uncharacterized. The record is from RefSeq and is a predicted model, not a curated record. Gene Ontology annotation, cellular component: cytoplasm. The transcript has a single exon. Bases 1 to 966 code for a protein of 321 amino acids. Lineage: Eukaryota; Fungi; Ascomycota; Eurotiomycetes; Chaetothyriales; Herpotrichiellaceae. Gene Ontology annotation, molecular function: phosphatase activity.